CGGCGAGUUAUUCCGGGAUUGGGCGAACAUCACCGCCUACGAGUCGGCCACGAGCCCUUGAGCUCUGGCCGAAUGUAUUUUAUAUUUACGGAGAUGAAAACUAUCCGAACGGCGCGCACAACCACAAGAAAGCUCAACAAAGAUGACGUCGAAAUUGUAACCACACUGUCCAGCUCGGCGCUGAAAGCAUUGAUCGGCUUUAAUGAUCCCAAAUUUCUGACCGUGCAGCGCAGACGUCUCGGGGAUGCCGUGACGGGUUCCCAGCGAGACGCAGUUGGGCCCUGUCUCGCGAGACAGGCUCGUCAGUCGAGAACGCGGUGCUGCCCGUCCUCUCGCACCAGAGGCAGUGUCAGACAUGAACCAGGAGAAGAAGGGUGCCACGUCGCCCAGCGGUAUGUCGAAAAAGCCUGCGGCGAGCGUCGAGUCGACCGACAGCGUCGUGGCGUCCGUCCACGACAAGGACGCGGUCCCGCUACUCGUUGUCGAAAAGGACAGUGCGGCGCGAAAGACUGACGACGAGACUCCCGGCGCACUGCAGCCCCUCCAGCAGAUGGUCGACGCCAACGAGAACGCGACAGGAUCCGAGAGCCUCACCGCAGAUUCUUCCGUUGUAGGCACUCCUGGCACGGGGACGAACCCGUCGAUGGGACGCACUCCCGAAGACGGUGUGACGCCUGAAGCUCGCGGAAGCUUGUCCAGGGCGUGCAUCACGGGUUCAGAUAGCAGCGAGGGCAGCAGCCGGUGCAAGAUAUCCCGGCGAAAGAAGAGUCACCGCAGCAAGGAAGGUCGUCGCCAACCCGUGGUGGUCGUGUCGCGACGCAACAUCUUGCGUGAUCCAUUGCACGUGUGCUUGGGUCGGCCGUUCCCCAGCAACGAAGAUGCCGGAAGCGCCGCCACGGCUGCUGACCCGAAAGCGGCCCCUUCCGCGGGCACGGACAACGUGGUCGCGUACGUCACCUCGACGAACGUUGACGGCGCCGGGCUGGGCAGCGCGUCGACUGCGGCUACAGUCGAGGAAGCCGCGGAGCAAGCCGAGCUGGCCAAUGAGAAAGCCUUCUUGAACGCUAUCCUCAACGAUCUGAUGGAGUGUAUCGAACUUCAUUCUUCUUUCAAGUACGACGUUGCCGAAGACGACGAACAGGAACAGCGGAACGGCUUGGCCGAGCCUCGCGGGGAGCGACGAGGUUCAUCGUCGAAGGGUGAGGGGAAACGUGAGCCGAAUUCGGCAGGCACCUGUCAAAAGGAGAGCGAACAGAGACGUCCCGAUGUUGCGACGGGAGAAGCGAGCUUACUGCCACUGCAGCAGCCCUAUCCAACCGAGGUAAAGCAGGCUGUCGAGCCGCAUGCGCUGCGGUCUAUCGCCGGCAGAGAAGAAGCCCAAAAGAGUGCGGUCAACAGCGCUCUAGAUAACAAGGAAGGAGACUACGGUGUCGACAAACGCCCGGAAAGCCCAGAUGCGGCGACAAAGCUCGGAGUCCUCGAAGAUAACAAGCAGAAGCGAUCGCAGGACGUCGUGGUGCACGAGGUGCCUCUUGUGUACUUCAGCAUGAGCCGCACAGAGCCGACCGAACGGAACGAAAUCGCGCCGUCCAAAGGCAGCUCGGGCCACGUGACGUACCCGGGAAUGAAAGAGCCGUUCGUCUCGAAGCAAGAUGAUGGUGACGACGACGAGGAAGAAGAAGAAGAAGACCGCGGAUACCUGGACAUGGCGUUCGGUGCGGGUUCUUUCACCGACGACCUCGACCUCGGCCGAAUGGGGCCUGGAAACGCGUCUUCGCCCAACACUGCGAGUGGCAUCCAGAGCUGUUGGCACGACUUUCUCGCGCCGAUAAAGAUGGUCUCCAAGUACAUUCAGACUGAGUGGUGGAAGGAACCCGAGUCGGAGUCAUCCUUCUCGGAGGUGGUGCGCAAGCGCCGCAGCGGCUCGACCAAGACGCUGCACAGAGCCUGCUCUCUACAGAUCACAGUGCCUGAGCGGCGAGCAGCCGCAGCUGGCGGCCUUGGCUCCGAGGAGAGUUCGGUCGAGGAGCUGGCUAAGAUAUUUGCCGCAUACUCGUCGUCACCUACGGCGCGCGUAGGGAAGGACGAGUCCGGAAGGGCCGACGUCAAGGGCGUGGUGCGUGAUCGCAACUUCGGCGUACCUUCGCCGACCACAGCCGCCGGCGGUGGCGGCACGACCACUGCAUCGCCUACGGCCGCCGCUGUCGUCGUACAAGGCUGCACGUGCGAUGAUCGCGCGUCCGCGACGGUAGUUCACGGAAGCGCUGCCGAAUGAACUGCGGUGUUGCUUGGAAUGUAGAUGAACUGACCUAUUUUGGGCUUGAUACAUAACAGGAAGACGUUGCGAUAGAGUUGAUGGCAUUCGUCUAUUUAUGAGUUUUUUUUUUGUCGUGAUGUUGCGUGGCUUAAAUUCUAAUUGCGGCUAAAGGAUGUACACAUUCAACUAAAAUCGAAUUCUUGUAGGUUGUAACUUGGAGGUUGCUGCUGGUUUUUGUGACCGCGAAUCGUAGCGCUGCUAAUUGCUUCGCUGCAGCCAUGAAAAUGUUAAUUGUAAGCGCGUCCUUCCACCAUAAACGAGGCCUCCCAACUUC
Dermacentor albipictus is the source of this 2591-nucleotide messenger RNA. RefSeq lists its product as uncharacterized. The record is from RefSeq and is a predicted model, not a curated record. Lineage: Eukaryota; Metazoa; Arthropoda; Arachnida; Ixodida; Ixodidae.